AUGCAUGAACCUAUUACAAAUCUACUCUCAUCUCAAUCAACUAUGGUUGAGAAAGUGGUUCAUGACGAAGAACCUAAUGAUGAUGAUAUCAUGGUGUCAUUUGCUGAUCUUCAAUUUGAUCCCAAGGAGGAGAAUGUUCCUGAUAACUUAAUCAUGUCAGAAAGGUUAGCGUUUCAUUCCAAGAGAUAUGACUAUAAGAUUCAGAAGCUUCGUGAUGUUGAAAAGGAACGUCAUGAACUCUUUGUCGAACAAGUGGCUACAAUGAAGGAGUCUUUGGAUCUCAAAAUUGUUGAACUCAAAUAUGAGUUGUAG
Molecule: messenger RNA, 312 nt
Organism: Lactuca saligna
Lineage: Eukaryota; Viridiplantae; Streptophyta; Magnoliopsida; Asterales; Asteraceae
Source: the annotation of a GenBank genome assembly